Messenger RNA from Dibothriocephalus latus, 570 nucleotides. NCBI's taxonomy places the organism in Eukaryota, Metazoa, Platyhelminthes, Cestoda, Diphyllobothriidea, Diphyllobothriidae. The record is from the annotation of a GenBank genome assembly.
AUGGAUGGGGAGCGUAUCCUAUACGUGUUAGGAUGCGGAUAUGAAAAUGCGGAGCUCAGCCUAGGACUCGCCGGCUUAGAUGCUAAGUCAAGUGGAAAGAUCGGCUCCUACGCAAUGAUCUACUAUGUGAUGACAACCGCACUGGCCGUAAUCCUUGGUAUCGUGUUGGUGAUCAGCAUUCAUCCGGGCUCUACGUCAAUUAAGGAGACUGUCGAAGUUGGAACAGUCAACAAGCGUGUCACCAGCACACUGGACUCUUUCCUUGAUCUUUUCCGAAAUAUAUUUCCCGAAAACAUUGUCCAGGCCUGUUUGGAACAACAACAGAGUGAACACAGAAAUAUUACUCGUAAAAGAAGAAACGGGAGCCUGCCUAACAUGACUCACAACUCUCGCGAGGAGAUUAUCGUCCCGGUCUACAAGUCAAGCACAAAUGUCCUUGGGCUUGUAACCUUCUCAAUAGCCAUUGGACUGAUAAUGGGGCAAAUGGGAGAACAAGCCCUCAUUAUGGUGCAGUUUUUCGUUAUUUUAAAUGAGAUCGUCAUGCGCCUCGUCAAAAUUAUCAUGUGGUAA